This is a messenger RNA of Caenorhabditis angaria, 563 nucleotides long. Lineage: Eukaryota; Metazoa; Nematoda; Chromadorea; Rhabditida; Rhabditidae. The record is from the annotation of a GenBank genome assembly.
CUGGUUGAAGACUCUCCGAAUAAGAAUAGAUUGGCUUUCCAUAUUCGAGGAUGUCUGUUCCGAUUCCUUAUUUCGUUUUGUGCAAGUCUCAUCAGAUUUAUUUGCAAUGUUAAACUCAACUCAAAAUUGGAAAUUGAACGUUUUGUUUUCGAUGAUUUCGAAUUUGGCGCAAAUGUGAUUGGUCCACUGGAUAAACCAGUAAAAUCUGAACCUGCUCCAAGUUUGACCACAAAAUCCGAGCCAAAGACUAGCGAGCCUGGUAAUGUCGAAGUGACAGAUGUAAGAAGAAUCAAAAAACAAUUUCCCAUUUCAUAUAAUUUUUGUAGGAAGAACUUGAAGCUGCUCGAUCACUUCGUCCACCAUCAACAACAACAACUUCUUCUUAUUUAAACAAUUGUCCAGCGACUCCGAUGUUUCGCGAAUUUUGGGAAAGAGCUAAAGUUGAUGAUAGGUUAUCGGAUAAAUGGAAGGAAACCAUUCGAAAUAUUCUGAUUUCCAACAAACAGCUCGCAGUUGAUAGGGAUAAAGCUGAACAACAAUAUGAAGUUGCAAGAAAUGUAUAG